Plenodomus lingam JN3 is the source of this 3981-nucleotide messenger RNA. RefSeq lists its product as uncharacterized. Gene Ontology annotation, molecular function: ATP binding; cyclin binding; RNA polymerase II CTD heptapeptide repeat kinase activity. NCBI's taxonomy places the organism in Eukaryota, Fungi, Ascomycota, Dothideomycetes, Pleosporales, Leptosphaeriaceae. Gene Ontology annotation, cellular component: nucleus; cyclin/CDK positive transcription elongation factor complex. The record is from RefSeq and is a predicted model, not a curated record. Gene Ontology annotation, biological process: protein phosphorylation; positive regulation of transcription elongation by RNA polymerase II.
AUGUCUGCUGUCAGCGGCGAGCGGGCAGGCGAACAGCCGGCUGCUGUUCGGCAUGCAAAAGACCACUGGGCGAAGAAGUGCGGCCAGGGCAACCACAACACCAAACUGAGACGGACAUUCACGACAGCUUCUCACUACUACCCGCAUUCGCCGAGGGAUUCUAGCCCCUUUGUCGGCCCUGUUCCCCCUCGUCUGCAGCCUGUCCUUCUUGCCGCGAGACCAACAUCGCGGUGGCGGAGACUGACAAGGUCGAGUUCUGACGCUCGGUCCGCCGUGGCUCGCCAGACCCGCGAACCUCUUUGCUGCUGCCCACGCUCUACCACGCCUGCUGAUGCUACUCCUGCCUACAUGGCUGCCCUGCGACGGGCCCCAGAGAUAGACCAGUGGCGACCCGAGGACUCGCCUAGCAGAGGUAGAGACCGAGACGGAGAGCGAGACGGAGAGCGAGAGCGCCCCAGGGAACGGCCACGGGAGCGCAACCACGAACCCAGAGCUUCGUCACCAGCGCCACGCGCUGCGAGGGAUUCCUCUAGACGUCGCACCCACGACCUCGACACGUAUCCAUCGAGCCGGCCCCCACGAGGCCGUUCUCGCGACCCUCGCAGCCCAGGCAGAGAGCGCACGCGUCGUCGCAGCCGUGGAGAGUCGAGGGACCAUCCUCACGAGCGAGGCUCCAAGAGAGGGGGAUCCAAAUCCAGAUCCAGCGUCGAUCAGGCUCCACACGCACAUCGACACCACCACGACCAACACCACCACGACUAUCAUCAUCAUCAUCACCAGCACACUCAUUCCCAUCGCGACUCGAGCCCCUCCUCCAAGCGCCAUCGCAGCCGCUCGCCGUCUCCAGGAGGCUCCCUCAAGCGGGCAAGGCGUAUCAGGAGCCAAAGUCCCCUAGGCUCGCCAACGAGGACCCGACGUGCAGAAUCAACCCACCGUCCCAUCGACCGACCUUCCUCCCCACGGCCAUUGCGAGCUGACCGUGAUCGAGCGCCCCCGGCAGACACGUACAUUCCACCAACAUCCAGCCGCCGUCACUCUCCGUACACUGACCCCCGCUACAGACCAGCAGCCCACGGAGUGCACCGGCCGUCGAAAACACCUGAUAGGUCGUCACGGCGUGAGCCAACGGCUGGCAAAUCGUCGCCCAGAAGAUCUGGUAGGCGGCCCGCUAGUCCGUUCGACGAGCCCAGGGCCCGACCGCCCCCUCGUCCCACACGCGAGAGAGAAAGAAGUCCUGGUCGUACAAUUCGCAGUCGUAGCCAUAGUCGUAGUCGUGCACAUAGACCUGCUGCACGGUCCCGCUCGCCCCUCCGCAGACCAUCUCCUCACGUCGCUCGCAGGAGCUCACCAAUUCACGCACAGCGCACCAGGACCUCGCCGCACCGGAGUCGUUCGCCCCGCGCACGUCUGCGCCAUCGGACGACUCGAGCACGUUCUCCUGUUGGCAAGCUACCUCGCUUAGACCACGAGCACACUGCUGACAACCCAUCUGUUCCCCCGAGGAGAUCCACCUCUCGCAAGCCUUCGCCCGUGGCUUCUUCAGGCUACCACUCAGACACUUCUAGGGGUAGAGACGAAGGGUCUAGGAUGAGAGGUGGCGCAUAUCAAUAUCAGGGUCGUGGUGGUCCUGGCCUCCAACACUCCCACUCCCCGCCCUAUUCUGCGCACAGUCAAUAUCCUGCACAGGGCCACUCUCCUUAUCAAGGUGCUAGAGGAGGUGGUUGGAAUGGUCAAUCCCACUUCAACCAAGCAUCUCCAAUGCACCAUUCGCCAAAUCAGUCACCCCAUCUCCAAAACAGCCAGUCCCCAGGCUUCUAUCCAAAUCAGCAUUACCCACAAACCGCCUUUCAGAACAGCCCGCACAGGGGUGUCCAUGGCGGCUUCAGAGGCACUCAUUUCAAUGGCCCUGACCGACGACCUUCUGGCCCUGGUCCCAGCACUCCGUUUGGCGCUCAAGGUGGUCGCGGCCGCGGUGCUGCCCCAACUCAAUUCUCGAACCUCUCUUGGACACCGGCUUCAGGUACCCGCGGUGGCCGCCCUGCUACAGAAGCCCCACGCCCACAGCCUCCGCCAGCCGUGGCAGCGUCAGGCGACUCGGCCUCGGUCGACGCUGACGACAAUCCUUUCCGUCCAUCCAAGGACUUGCGUGUAGAGGAUGAAGGCGCCAAAGAAGAAAAUAAUGCCUUGUUGCCUGCGAAGCCGCCUACUGCUGCUCCUGUACAAGCGAAGUCUGGGUUCAGCUUCUCGCUCAAGACGAAGAACCCUGUGCCCCCUGCGAGCAAGGCCAAGCCGGACUUGGAAGAGCCUGCGAAGCAAGACAUUAUAUCAAAAGAGUCGUUGCUUGAUCCAAAGGCAAAAGAGGUGGCCGCUCGCGAUUCUGGUUCGCGCUAUCCACCUGAUUCGAGGCGCGAUAGGAGUCGUGAUUCCAGAGACAGAGACUAUGACCGAGACCGUAAUCGAGCCUACCGGGAUCGAGAACGUCGCUAUGAUGACCCUUAUGACAGAAAGCCUAGCUACAGAGAUCCUCGCGAUAGAGAGGCUAGAGAUCCACGAGACACUUAUUACCGUGAUAGGGAGAGAGAUUACAGGCAUGCACGGGACAGGAAGGCACGUGAUCCACGAGACCUUCGAGACCUUCGGGACGUCAGAGAUCGAGAUCCACGAGAUUUGCGGGAUCCACGAGAUUUGCGGCAUCCACGAGACUUUCGUGAUCCUCGCGACCAUCGCGGCGUGGAUCGGAGAGAAGUCAAUCUGCCUCGUCGACCCGAUGUUCGACCUGGAGUCCGACCUGAUCGGCGAUCACCGCCUCCUGAGGUACCAAGAACGAAGACGGUGGUAAGAAAGCGGAUGAAGCCACGGCCAACGCUUCCCACUGAGCAUGCUGCCUCAGACUCGGUGUAUUACAGAAAACCAGGCAAUGAGUCUGUCGUGGGUUCAGGCACGUACGGCAAAGUCUUCAAGGGCGUCCAUGUGUACACAAAAGAUAUGGUGGCUCUAAAAAAGAUUCGGAUGGAAGGCGAACGCGAUGGUUUCCCCGUCACUGCGAUAAGAGAGAUCAAACUCCUGCAGUCCCUAAAGCACGACAACGUCGUGAAGCUCCGAGAAGUCAUGGUCGAAAAGAACGACUGUUUCAUGGUGUUCGAGUACCUCUCCCACGAUUUGACAGGCCUGCUGAACCACCCAACCUUUAAACUCGAAGCCUCCCACAAAAAGGACCUUGCCAAACAACUCUUUCAGGGCCUAGACUACCUGCAUCGUCGCGGGGUUCUUCAUCGCGACAUCAAGGCCGCCAAUAUUCUCGUCUCCAACACUGGACAGCUCAAACUCGCAGAUUUUGGACUGGCACGAUUCUAUGCAAAAAGUGGCAAAUUAGACUACACGAACCGUGUCAUUACGAUCUGGUACCGGUCCCCUGAGCUACUGCUUGGCGAGACGCAGUACGGGCCUGCAGUUGAUAUAUGGUCCGCCGCAUGUGUGUUGGUUGAGAUCUUCACCCGGCACGCUAUUUUCCCUGGCGACGGCGGCGAAAUCAACCAACUCGACAAGAUCUACAAUGUCCUUGGAACUCCCACCGUGACCGACUGGCCCGGCCUCCUAGACAUGCAAUGGUUUGAGCUCCUCCGUCCCACGGAGCGGAAACCCUCGACUUUUGAGGAAAAGUACAAGGACCGUGUCAGUCCCGCCGCGUUCGAACUACUACAAGCCAUGUUCCUCUAUGACCCAGCUGCAAGGCCUACAGCGGCAGAUGUACUAGAGCAUCCUUUUUUUACGAGUGAGUCGCCAAGAGCGGAAAGGGCGCUCGCGUUGAGUGAAUUGAAGGGGGAUUGGCAUGAGUUUGAGAGUAAGGCGCUGAGGAAAGAGAAGGAGAGGGUGGACAAGGAGGCGCGCAGGGCAGCAAGAGAGGACGAGAGCGUGAAGAGGAGAGGAGAGGGCGGUGGGGAGGAGCGGGAAGCAAAACGGGUGAAGGCAGAGGGCCUUUGA